Messenger RNA from Nerophis ophidion (straightnose pipefish), 3121 nucleotides. RefSeq names its product poly (ADP-ribose) polymerase 2 (gene parp2). The coding region runs from base 635 to 2686 and encodes 683 amino acids. The transcript is spliced from 17 exons. Gene Ontology annotation, molecular function: NAD+ poly-ADP-ribosyltransferase activity; zinc ion binding. The record is from RefSeq and is a predicted model, not a curated record. NCBI's taxonomy places the organism in Eukaryota, Metazoa, Chordata, Actinopteri, Syngnathiformes, Syngnathidae.
CGGUGGCUGACUAAAUACUUUUUUGCCCCACUGUACAUGUAUACAAAAUAUCCUCACAUUUAGUUACACAUUUCUGCUUUGCUAACUGGCUGGCAGGCGUGCUUUGACGAUCCAAAAAUGUUUUUUUCUCCAGCAACUCAAGAAAUGUACAGUUAAUAAUAAUCCAUCCAUUCAUUUUCUACCGCUUAUUCCCUUUGGGGUCCGGGGGGGCGCUGGUGCCUAUCUCAGCUACAAUAAUACAUUUUAUUUGGUAUAGCGCUUUUCAGAGUACUCAAAGACACUUUUCAGGACAAAAAAAUUAAAUAUAAAACAGUUCAAAGUAACAAUAAUAUAAAAUACAGGAAAUAUAAAUGCAGUACAUUGUAAAAUACAUAAAAACACUGGACUUUUACAACACGGGACAUCACAAGACACAGAACACUAAUCACAGGUUAAAACCAGAUCUAAAUAGGUAUGUUUUGAGAAGGCUUUUGAAGGUAGAAAGGUCUGAGCAGCUACGGAUGGGUUUGGGAAGAGAGUUCCAGAGGGUGGGAGCAGCGAUGGAGAAGGCUCUCUCACCCCAGGUCCGGCGCUUGGUUCUGAGUAGUGGGGAAAGGAGGUUGGCAUCAGAAGAGCGGAGGCUGCGUGAAAGGGUAUGGUGGUGAAGCAGGUUGAUGAGGUAGCAGGGGGCCUGGUAUUGGAGGGCUUUGUGGAUGAGGAGGAGGAUUUUAAGGUGGAUCCGGUGAGGAACGGGGAGCCAGUGGAGUUUCUGAAGGACUGGGGUGAUGUGCUCACGGGAGCGGGUGUGGCGUGGCAGUGGCAGGGAGAUGAAGGUCAAUGGGAACCGUACUCGACAUCCGACUGUGCCUUGCUGAACUCCGCUGUCACCUCGGGGGAAACCUCCAUCUCUCUGACUUUGGGCUCGGGAGCGGUUUACGAGGUGGACCUGAAGAAGAUGGUCCAAAUCAAUCCUGUCAGCAAGUACAAGAGGAAGAUUCGCUCCCAGCCGGCGAAAACAGGAGGAGGUUCUGAUGACAAAUGUGACACGAGCACUCCUAAUUGUGGUCCAGUUAAAGUCAAAGAAGAAGACGAGGAGAGCGAAAAGCGGCCGGCUGCGACAGGCAAGAGGAAACGAACCCAGAGCAAGACCGAAGGAAAAUCUGAUAAACGGCUGAAAGAAGAAACACAGAGUGAAGAAGUUGUGAAGACAGUGAUCAUGAAGGGAAAAGCUCCGGUGGACUUGGAGUGCCAGAAGAAGCUUGGAAAGGCUCAUGUUUACUGUGAAGGAGAGGACGUUUACGACGUAAUGAUGAACCAGACCAAUCUUCAGUUCAACAACAACAAAUACUACCUGAUCCAGCUGCUGGAGGACGACGCCUCCAAGGCGUUCAGCGUGUGGAUGAGGUGGGGCAGAGUGGGAAAAGUGGGUCAGAACAGCCUGACGCUGUGCAAUGGAGAUCUGCAGAAGGCCAAAGAUAUUUUCAAGAAAAAGUUUUUGGACAAGACCAAGAACGAGUGGGAACACAGAGCAAGCUUUGAGAAGGUGGCUGGAAAAUAUGACAUGGUCCACAUGGACUACAGCACAAGUUCUAAGGAUGAGAAGGAGACCCUGCCAGUCACCGAAGUGCCAGAGAAGAAAACCUCCAAGCUGGACAUAAAGGUCCAGUCUCUGCUGGAGCUCAUCUGUGACAUCAAAGCAAUGGAGGAGGUUGUGCUGGAAAUGAAGUUCGACACUCGCAAAGCUCCCCUUGGAAAGCUGACUUUGGAGCAGAUCAGUGCAGGCUACACGGCGCUAAAGAGGAUUGAGACGUGUUUAAAGCAUAAAGACCGCGCCCGUGAGCUGGUGGAAGCCUGCAACCAGUUCUAUACCCGCAUCCCGCACGACUUUGGACUGAAAACUCCGCCUGUUAUUCGGACAGAAGACGAGCUGAAGAAAAAAAUUGAGCUCUUGGAGGCAUUGAGGGACAUUCAGAUUGCAGUCAAAAUGGUCCAGAGCAGCGAUAAUGGUGAUGAGCAUCCUCUGGACCGACACUACAAAUCCCUUAACUGCCAGCUGAACCCUGUAGACCCCGUCAGCCAAGAAUACAAGGUGAUUGAAAAAUACUUGCAGUCCACUCACGCCUCCACACACGCUGACUACACCAUGAGUGUGCUGGAGAUCUUUGCCGUGGACAGAGACGGCGAGACAGCCCACUUCACGUCACAAAUACACAACAGGAUGCUGCUGUGGCACGGAUCUCGCCUCACUAACUGGGUCGGCAUCCUCAGCCAGGGCCUCCGAGUGGCGCCACCUGAAGCUCCUGUCACAGGUUACAUGUUCGGUAAAGGCAUCUACUUCGCCGACAUGUCAUCGAAGAGCGCCAACUACUGUUUUGCCAGAAGCCACAACCAAAUAGGUCUGCUGCUGCUCUGCGAGGUCGCCGUGGGAGACAGUAACGAGGUCUUGGACGCCAACUACAAUGCCAACAACUUGCCGGCUGGAAAACACAGCACCAAGGGUGUCGGACAGACCGGACCUGACCCCAAAAACUCUGUCGUUCUGAAUGGCAUGACGGUGCCAAUGGGACCGGGCGUGAAGACGUCAGCAGUGGCGGGCAGAGGGAGCGUUUACUCGCUCCUCUACAACGAGUUUGUCGUCUACAACCCGGCCCAGACGCGCAUGCGCUACCUGUUGCGCAUUAAGUUCAACUACUCAUCGCUCUGGUGACAGAUGAUACUGUAUUUAGCAUCAUGUAGGCACUCUCAGCAUUACAUGGGCUAUAUGACCUGUCUUUCUGUCUAUUAUUGUUCAAAAAUGUAGAUGAAAAAACAACUUAAGACCAUGCUCACACAACAUUUAUUAUUGAAAAUGCAUGUUAAAGGUACUGUAUGUAAUGUUAAGCUAUAAAAAUAUAUUUUAGGUCACUGAACGCAAUGAAUCAUUUGGAAAAGGCAUGUUGCUUUUUUCAGGAAUGGACUUUCUUUAAGCUUUAUUUUGGCUACAAUGGUGACAACUGCUGGUGUGGUGUGAUAUUUAAAAAAAAACCCAUCAGUCUACGUGCCUUGUUGUAUAAUGCAAUGAGAUUUCAAAAAAAGCGUGAAAAAAGAGCAUUGCUAAUCAUCAACUUUUAAACAGAGAGAAGAAUAAAGGACACUGCGCCAA